UAUAUAUAUCACCGCGUUCGUCUCGACGCGAGGAUUUCAGAUCUACAAACCUUUUCACGAGUUACCUCUCCUAACUUCGUAGAUCUGAAGUCAAAGUUCGGUCUUCGUCAAACUCCGGCGAGCUUUUCCGGCGAAACCGUGGACUUCCGGCGAAAACCGACACCACCAUGGAGUUCCUCUCUUCGAGCUCUACGCCGUGGUGUGGUGGAUUGCAUGAAUCCGAUGUCGGCUCCGUCGUCUUCCCCAACUCCGGCGAGCUUUUCCACCGCCAUUGUUCAUCUCUGGCCGAAAGCACCCUGUCCGUCGCGUGGCUCCUGGCCGAGCUGCCGCCUGCACCUCAUGGCCACAUCACCGCUGGGGCCAGCAGCCACCGCCGCCGUCAGGCUUGGCCGCCGGUUGGAGGUCCUGGCUCGGUCACAGGAUUAACCGGAUGGGAGGAUGAAGAAGACAAGGCAGUUUUGCAAAUAGAUCCCGGAAGCAAUAGAAGGAUCGCCGUUCGGAAGCUCUGAAGAGUACGAGUUUCAAGUGAGCAAGAGCCGAAGAGAAGUAAGAGUAACUUUUCGUUGGAGAAAGGCAAGUGUGUCCUUGUGCU
Messenger RNA from Setaria italica (foxtail millet), 592 nucleotides. RefSeq lists its product as uncharacterized. Lineage: Eukaryota; Viridiplantae; Streptophyta; Magnoliopsida; Poales; Poaceae. The record is from RefSeq and is a predicted model, not a curated record. The transcript has 3 exons. Bases 168 to 509 code for a protein of 113 amino acids.